AUGUCUUCGACAAUUUUGGGCACUCAAUUUCCGUCACCACCAGCUAGGCCUACUCCACCCAGUAGUGAAGCAGGCUCUGGUACCAACGGGCUCGGAGAAAAUCGAAGCAAUACACUAUUCGGAGGUAUUAUAACCAAUGGGUUAUCAAAAGUUAAUAAUGACAACCACCUACCCGUGUCACCUACCUCGCCUUCUACUCGUGACUUUUCAAGAUCUGCUGUACCGCAUUUGAGAAGGUUAUCAACGUUGUCGGGAAAAAAAGAUUUUUCAGAUUUGACUGAUUUAAAUAUACCAACUAUCACAGAAAAUCGAGAGGAUGUUACUGGUCUAAAAGGUCGUAUCAGACUGCAAAAAGACUCUUCGCGGAGAAAUUCGCGAACAUGGAUGGAUCAACAACGUAAAAACAUUCAAGCUUAUGAGUAUUUGUGUCAUAUUGGGGAGGCUAAAGAAUGGAUCGAAGCAUGUGUAGCUGAAGAAAUUGAACCAAUUGUAGAAUUAGAAGAAUCAUUACGCAAUGGGAUUGUGUUAGCAAAAUUAGCUAAAUCCUUUGAACCUACGGUCGUGCGAAGAAUAUUCACGGCUCCAAAAUUACAGUUUCGACAUUCGGAUAAUAUCAAUUUCUUUUUCAUAGCAAUCAGGAGAGUUGGAUUACCCGAUAUAUUUUGGUUUGAAUUGACUGAUCUUUAUGAAAAGAAGAACAUACCACGAAAAACACCUCAAAUUCGAAAUCUGAUAGGGAAAUUGGAGUUUACUGAGGAACAAUUAUCAUUGACGCAACGAGGAUUAGACGCAUCCGGCAUCAUUAUGCCUAGUUUUGCAAACGUGGGUCAUGCAUUAGCCGCUGAAUUGAAUGAAUUUGUAGAAGAGCCAAAAGAGACAGAUGAAGAAAAAAACAGGCGAUAUUGGAAUGAGAAUCUGGAGAAAAUAAUCAAAUGCCAAGCAUAUAUAAGAGCACAUCUUGCUCGACAUCAAUUUCGCGAAAUAUAUGAAUUUUAUCGAUCCGCGGAACCAUUUGUAAUUCGGUUACAAGCGCAAACUCGAGGUUGGAUUGUGCGUAGUGAAUGGAAUCAACGAAAACAGCAAUUGGAUGAAUUAGAAAAAUGGGCAAUAAAAUUUCAAGCACAUGUGCGCGGCUCGAUUGCAAGAAGAAAAUUCCGAGAUAGAUUAAAUUAUUUUCGCGAAAAUAUUGCCAAAGUUGUCAAAAUUCAAAGUAUAUACCGAGCCAAAAAGGAUGGAGAUGCUUAUCGUAGUUUAACGAUGGGAAGCAAUCCGCCGAUCGGAACUAUUAAAAACUUUAUACAUUUACUGAAUGAUAGCGAUUUCGAUUUUGAAGAAGAGAUUAAAAUCGAACGUCUUCGACAAGAUGUAAUCCAAAGAAUUAGAACUAAUAAUCAAUCAGAGAAACUUUUAAAUAAAUUGGACAUUAAAAUUGCAUUACUAGUAAAAAAUCGUAUAACUUUAGAUGAAGUGAUAGCAGUGGCUAACCCCAAAAAACGACAGCAACGUCUAUCGCAACUUCAAUCACCUGGUGGUCCAUUCUCAUUAAAAUCUCUCGAUAAAGAAUCUCGACAACGAUUAGAACUAUAUCAACAAUUUUUCUAUUUCUUACAGACUAAACCCGUGUAUUUGGCUCGUUUGUUUUUCAUCAUGAAUAAAGCUCGAUUACCGGAUAAAACGAAAAAAAUGGUGGAAGGAGUCGUUUUGACGUUGUUUGGAUACGCACAAAAUGCCAGGGAGGAGUUUUUGUUGCUGAAAUUGUUUCAACGUAGUAUUUGGGAAGAGUUGGAGAGUGUCGAUACGUUGCAAGAAUUUAUGAGGGGAAAUUUUAUGUUUAUGAAGUUGGUGGUUCAAUAUAACCGUGGUGCAAAGGAGCGUAAAUUUUUACGUGAAUUACUAGGACCUAUGGUGAAAAGUGUAAUGGAUGAUUAUAUGGAUUUAGAAACUGAUCCCCUAAUGAUUUAUCGGAACUUGGUUAAUGCCGAAGAAUUACGUUCUGGACAAACAUCAUCUCGACCGACUGAUAUAACCCAAACAGAAGCAUUAAAUGAUCCUGAAACAAGAACUGUGUUUAUUCAUCAUCUUCAACGUCUGCGAAAAGAAACCGAGAUGUUUCUAAAUGCCAUCAUUUCAUCAUUACCGAAAAUCCCAUACGGUAUUCGAUACAUUUCGAGGGAAUUGAAAGCAGCAUUAAUGAAAAAAUUUCCGAACGAGUCCGAAGAUUCGGUGAUGAAAGUAGUUGGACAUUUGGUGUAUUAUCGGUAUCUGAAUCCGGCUAUUGUUGCACCGGAAGGAUUUGAUGUAAUUGAGACGGUUGUUAGUCCAAUGCAACGAAAAAAUUUAGCAGAGAUAUCCAAGAUGUUAAAUCAAAUAUCAGUUGGACGACUUUUCACCGAGGACAAUAUGUACCUGCAACCAUUAAACGAUUAUGUUGGAUACGCGUCCAAAAGAUUUGCCGAUUUCUUCACGGAUGUGACGAAAAUUCAAGAUCCCGAAGUAUACUUCGAUAUUGAUGAAUAUAAUGAUCUGAUACAAACGCAUAAACCAAUAAUUUAUAUAUCACCGUUUGAAGUAUUUUCAAUGCAUGCAAUGUUUUUUGAACAUUUGGAAAUGAUCAUACCAGAGAAAAACGAUGCAUUACUUGAUAUACUAAAAGAACUUGGUGAUGUUCCUCCAUUUGAUGAAGAGUAUCUUAACAAUCAUAACUCCCCUAACACGACCACAAAUGAAAUUAGUCUCACACUUACCAAUCGACUUCAAAUUACCGAUUCAGAUCUUAAACUAAUGGGAACUGACAUUUCACGACUUUUCGUGGAGACUAAACGAUAUAUUCUAUCGAUCAUUCGUGUGCAAACUGGAAAUAAUCUAUUAGAUAUAUUAAUAAAACCAGUUACCCCACAAGACGAACAAUCAUUUAAAGAACUUUUACAGUCAGAUCGACGAAAAAAUAAAAGACUUUAUUCUUCUACAGACGACAACGACAAUAUCAAUAUCACCAACACCAGCUCUUCUUUGGCAGAGAGUUCAGCAGAACAUAAUUUAACAAUGUAUAAUAUAAGUAGAAUGACUUUUAGUGAGUUGAAAAAAAUAACAUUACAGAACGUGUUGAAAUUGGAGGCAGAGGGAAAAGUUUCACGUCAAAAUAAUUAUCAGGAUUUAUUGAAUGCAAUCGCAGUUGAUAUUCGAAAUAACCAUCGACGUAGAGUUCAACGAGAACGAGAGCUUAAACAAAUUCGACAAACAUUAUCUAAUUUAGAGGAGAAACGCGUUUAUCUGGAUGAUCAAAUUAAAAGCUAUAAUGAUUAUAUUGAAGUGUGUAUGCAACAAUUAUCUACAAAGAAAGGCAAAAAAUCACGAGUGAUUCUUCCAUUCACACGACAAUACUUUCACAUACGCGAUCUACAACGUAAUGGUCGCGUUCCAAAAUUCGGAUCAUAUAAAUACACGGCACAACGUCUCCACGAGAAAGGUGUCCUAAUCUCAAUUGAUGGCUAUUCCUUGAAGCAAUUCGACAAGAUAAGUUUCACCAUAUCAUCGGAUGUGCUUGGACUAUUUUCCAUCGAAGCAGCUUAUAUGGGAAUUUCGGUUCCCGGUGGACAGAUGGAAUUACGAUUGGAAGAAUUGUUACAAGGGCAAUUUAAUAAUGUGCAGGUGGAGAGCUUGAUGGAUGCAAAAUUGUGA
Molecule: messenger RNA, 3678 nt
Organism: Ambispora gerdemannii
Lineage: Eukaryota; Fungi; Glomeromycota; Glomeromycetes; Archaeosporales; Ambisporaceae
Source: the annotation of a GenBank genome assembly